Molecule: messenger RNA, 1181 nt
Organism: Brachypodium distachyon (stiff brome)
Lineage: Eukaryota; Viridiplantae; Streptophyta; Magnoliopsida; Poales; Poaceae
Exons: 2
Coding region: 54-1028 (324 amino acids)
Source: RefSeq, a predicted model, not a curated record
CACUUUCACAUACCAAAUACCACCACAAAGGUCUGCCGGAGAACGAUAAGUCCAUGGCGCGGCAGCUGGUCGUCGUCGCUCUUCUUGCAGCUGCUUAUCUGGCGGCCUUGUGCAUUGUCGUCGUUGCCGCUCCUCCUCCUCCUCCGCCGCCGCCGCCGGCGUCGAGUUUCCGUGUGCUAACACCACAAGGAAGGUUGAAUGCGGAGACGAACAACUGCGGCAAGAGGAAGUGCGUCAACGUGAAAUGCGACAGCCGCUGCCCCGACCAGUGCUUCCUCCUCUGCCCCAGCUGCAAGACACUGUGCAUGUGCGACUUCUACCCUGGCAUCUCCUGUGGCGACCCACGCUUCACCGGCGGUGACGGCAACAACUUCUACUUCCACGGGAAGAAGGACAAGAACUUUUGCAUCCUCUCCGACAUCGGUAUCCAUGUCAAUGCCCACUUCAUUGGCACUCGCAACCACAACACGAGCCGUGACUUUACUUGGAUCCAAACUCUUGGGAUCCGUUUCGCCAACCACCGCCUCUUUGUGGGUGCCAAAAGGACCAUCAAGUGGAACAAAGACAUUGAUCGCCUCGAAUUGGCCUUGGAUGAUGAGACCAUCGAUGUCCCCGCCAGACUCGGCGCACGGUGGGAGUCUCUCGUUGUUCCUGGACUGACCAUUACGAGGACCGCUGAUACCAAUGGCGUGAGGAUGCAGCUCAAGGGGGUAUUUGAUAUCAUGGCCAUCGCCGUCCCCGUCACGAAGGAGGACUCCCGCGUCCACAACUAUGGAGUAACAGACGAUGACAUCAUGGCCCACCUGGACAUCGGGUUUAGGUUCCAAGGCCUCACCGACGACGUCCAUGGUGUCCUUGGUCAGACCUACCGUCCUGACUAUGUCAACAAGCUUAGUGUGCGAGCUAGCAAUCCGAUCAUGGGUGGCGUUGCUAGCUACGUAUCCUCCGACAUCUUUGCCACGGAUUGUGCCGUUGCAAGGUUUGCCCGCCAUGGUGGCAUCCCCGUGGUCAUGGACAAGUUAAAGUGAUUUUUCAUUAGGCGUUUGGCUAGAUAGCGUAUAUAGUUGCCCCACGAAUAAAACGACGUGCUUAAACGUCAUCUGUAUAGGCAUACCAUUUUUUUCAUUGGUAUUUUAUCGGAUUUGUUAAACGGUACCCUGAAUGGAAUAUAAGAGAUUAAU